CAUUUGAGGACUCGGUUUGGACGCGGAUGAGUCAGGAAUACGUAGAUGUCUGUUUAUGCUGGUAAUGUAGGUUUAAUUUUAAAGAAAUCUACGGUGCGAAUUGUUUGAAUUUUAAUUAAUCAUUCACGAAUUUAUUCAAUUUAAUGAAAACUACUGUGGUAAUGUGUGACAUGGCCUCAACGUUAGCAGGAUUAUUGUACUGUAAAGUUUACUGCUUGUAUACGUUUGUAAGACAUGGCUAGGGCAACACAUUCUCAAACGGGGAUGAUUUAUCUUCUACACUUGAAAGUUCUUGGGUUUGUCCAUCUUUUAUUGCUUGAAUGAAUGGCUUUCAAGGCUGUAAGUUGGAGGUAACAGGAGCAUGUUGAAAAAUUCUGGGCCAUUCACUGUGCUACAAGUUGUUACUACUGUAUACGUACAUUAUUCUUGAUGAACACCUUGGUUGAAAGAGGCCUGGUACAGACAUAAACUGUUGGCUAGUUGUAGGUAAACGAUGUCUAGUUUGUAGUGCACUCACGUUAAAGCUCUCCUACAAGGUCCUAUUUUGGGAUUAUCUUGAAGCUUUUCUUGUCUGUGGUUUAUAGAUACAUUGUGGCUCUAGUUGUAGCAACAUUUUUUUGGAAUGAUACUUUUAGUGAGGGUUGUUUAGAACCUAUUGUUGAAAGCUAGCCAUAGAAUGGAACUAAAAUAUGUGAUGUGAGACCACCUCACAGACCUAGGACCACCAGCAUCUUAUUUGUAUGCGUCCCUCAACUGUGACACAUCCCAACACAAGAACAAGAUCAUUUUAGAAAUAAAUAACAAAUAAGAUUGCAUGAUUGGAUGUGAAAUUGGAAUUGGCUGGGGUUUCUCUGGAGUUUGCGUGAUGAUGAGGUCGAAAUCAAAUUGAAAAUCAAAAUUUGAAGCUCUAUUUUGCUGUAAGAAUUGACACUUUAUACAUAAUACAUGAUGGGGAUUGUUCUUUCAUGUAGUAUUGCUUUUGCGUGGUUGGGGCCUCAUUUUAGGACACGGGACCCCUUACGCAUCGCUUAGACACUGAUACUCAUCACUACAAAGCCUUUUUUAGAGAAUUGUGCAUAAUUAUAUUUAUGUUAGUCAGUUUGUAAAUAGACGUGCAUCUUAGUGAUUGGGCCACACAUCGGGAACUGAGUCGCAGUUUAAUUUUUCUGACUUCUGUUCUUCGGCUGUAUAGCUCGUUUCUAUAUCUAUCGCGAGGCGCAUUAGGCCGGUGAGUAAACACAAACCUACCCGUAAUGCUCGCGAGGAGGCGCACACGCCUGGGUGAGUUGCGUGUGAUGCCAUGUGUUUUUGAGUCUUUGAGUUACUAAACUGCCAGUCAGUGAGAGGAGAACACGGGCGCCUUCCGUGCUAAAAGCCGGCAACUUGCACGUGAGCUGACAAAGGCACCUCUCAAGUUCACAGACAGAGACGUUUGCAAGAACUUUCUGUUGGACAUGUGUCCCAACGAGUUGUUUGUCAACACGAGAGCUGAUAUUGGUCCUUGUACCUUGGUACACUCUGUGGCUCUGAAACAAGACUAUGAGAAGGCGUCCAAAACGAAAGAUUAUGGAUUUGAGGAAGAAGUGAUGGUCAGCCUGCGUACUUUCAUCAAGGAUUGUGACAGAAAGAUCACACAAGCGAAGCGCAGACUGGAGGAGAAUCCUGUGGCACCAGAGAUACAAGAAAAGGCUGACAAGAUCCAUGACAUUGGAGAACAGAUUGGAGAGAAGUUGGCUAAAGCAGAGAAAUUAGGUGAGGAGGGAAACGUUGAAGAGUCCAUGCAGCUUAUGCAGGAGAUUGAAGACUUGAAAAUAGCCAAGAAAGAUGCAGAAGAGGACUACAAGAGAUCUGUGCCACCAUCUCAACUACAGCAACAACGUCUUAGAGUUUGUGAAGUUUGUGCUGCUUAUCUCAGCUUGCAUGACAAUGAUCGUCGACUUGCUGAUCAUUUUGGUGGAAAACUCCAUCUUGGGUUUGUUCAUGUCAGAACACGGCUGAAGGAACUUGAAGAUUUAGUUGCCGAGAAACAACAGCAAAAAGACAAGGAAAGGGAACGUGAAAAAGAAAGCAGAAGAGAUCGAGAUAAAGACCGAGAUCAUGACAGAGACAGGGACAAGGACAGGGACAGGGACAAAGAUAGAGACAGACGCCGAGACCGGGACAAAAAUCGAGAAAGAGACAGAGACCGUGAUCGAGAAAGGGACAGAGACAGACGCCGGUACAAAGACAGAGACGAAUAUGAUAGAGAUAGAGACAGGGACAGGGAUCGUCACAGGAGGAGGAGAAGUCGUUCGCGAUCCAGAGACAGGCGACGUAGCCACAGGGAUGGCCAUGAAGACCGUGUUCAUGGGAGAGAAAAGGAAGAUGAGAAGGAUUUAGAAACGGAAAAGGAAAAGGAAAAGAAGGAUAAAGUGGAGACAGACACAACUGUGUAUGAACUGUGAAGGGAGGAUGUUUUUGUUGAUUGUUGACUGUCAUGCAUUGUGUAAGUUAGCUAUUUGUAAUCUAUGUGCUGCUUGUUAGUGACUGUAGUAGAAUGACUCGUAGCAUUUCAUUCAGUCAAACAGCAAGUAAUCUGAACUCUGAACUUGCUUACAAUGUACGUAAUUGUAUGAUGUGGGAGAGUCGGUA
Molecule: messenger RNA, 2631 nt
Organism: Corticium candelabrum
Lineage: Eukaryota; Metazoa; Porifera; Homoscleromorpha; Homosclerophorida; Plakinidae
Product: putative RNA-binding protein Luc7-like 1
Exons: 7
Coding region: 1455-2444 (329 amino acids)
Biological process (GO): mRNA splice site recognition
Cellular component (GO): U2-type prespliceosome; U1 snRNP
Molecular function (GO): mRNA binding
Source: RefSeq, a predicted model, not a curated record